Xyrauchen texanus (razorback sucker) is the source of this 2448-nucleotide messenger RNA. Its product is annotated as gastrula zinc finger protein XlCGF57.1-like. Gene Ontology annotation, biological process: regulation of transcription by RNA polymerase II. Gene Ontology annotation, molecular function: DNA-binding transcription factor activity, RNA polymerase II-specific; RNA polymerase II transcription regulatory region sequence-specific DNA binding. Gene Ontology annotation, cellular component: nucleus. The record is from RefSeq and is a predicted model, not a curated record. The coding region runs from base 217 to 1743 and encodes 508 amino acids. The transcript has 3 exons. Lineage: Eukaryota; Metazoa; Chordata; Actinopteri; Cypriniformes; Catostomidae.
GUUGACCGUUUGGCGUUCCAAUUUCUCCCAUUCAUUUUAAUAAAAGUUUUGAAUUUAAAACCGUUAUUGGUGUAGCCUACUGCGCAUGUGCCUUUUGAUCUGUAACGGCCGACUUUCAGUGGACUGACGCUGAGGAAAAUGUGAGGAAAGAGAUGGUAUAUAAAGAGGAACAACUCCAGUGAAUCUACUGAAGCCUACUGACAAAUUAUUGGAAAAAUGAAGACUAUUAAAGAGGAGAGUGAAGACUUGAGUUAUCCAGAGCCAUGGAUGGUGAAACAUGAAGAUAAUGAGGAACAAAGAGACUUGAUGGAAGUGAAGGAUGAAAUUCAAGAACUGAAUAAUGUGGAGGAGAAAGAACAGUAUGACAAAUCAAAAAAAAUCAUAACUGGUGAAAUAUCUUCUAGUUUCUCACAGACUGGAAAUAAUUUCUCACAAAAAAUAUCUCUGAUUACAACAGCCAAAAGUUCUUUCACCUGCUUUCACUGUGGAAAGAGUUUUGCACAAAAAGGAGACUUUAAGUGUCACAUGAGAAUUCACUCUGGAGAGAAGCCUUUCACCUGCCUUCAAUGUGGAAAGACAUUUGCACGAAAAGGAAUCCUUGACACUCACCUAAAAAUCCACUCUGGAGAGAAGCCUUUCACUUGCACUCAAUGUGGAAAGACAUUUGCACGAAAAGGAAUCCUUGACACUCACCUAAAAAUCCACUCUGGAGAGAAGCCUUUCACCUGCCUUCAAUGUGGAAAGACAUUUGCACGAAAAGGAAUCCUUGACACUCACCUAAAAAUCCACUCUGGAGAGAAGCCUUUCACUUGCACUCAAUGUGGAAAGAGUUUUGCUAGAAAAGGAGUCCUUGAUACACACAUAAAUAUUCACUCAGCAGAGAAGUCUUUCACUUGCCCUCAAUGUGGAAAGAGUUUUGCACAAAAAGGAACCCUUAAGACUCAUAUCACAAUUCACACUAGAGAGAAACCUUUCUCAUGCCUUCAGUGUAGAAAGUGUUUCACAAAGAAAGAACAGCUUGAGGUUCACAUGAAAAUACACUCUGUAGAGAACAGGAACACGUGCCAUCACUUUGGAAAGCAUUUUAAAUUGAAAGGAAGUCUUGAGGAGCACCUGAGAAUUCACACCGGAGAGAAGCCUUUCACAUGCACUCAGUGUGGAAACAGUUUCACAUACAAAGUACAACUCAAGAGACACCUAUGUCUUGACUCUGGUUACAGCCCUGGUGGUAGCCCUUACACGUGCCUUAAGUGUGGAAAGAUUUUCUCAAAGAAAAAAUACCUUAAGCAUCACACGAUUAUUCACACUAGAGAAGAGCCCUUCAAAUGUCUACUGUGUGAAAAGAGUUUCUCAAAAGAAGUAAGACUUAAGUGUCACAUGCGAAUUCACACUGGAGAGAAGCCUUUCACAUGUGUUCAUUGUGGAAAGAGUUUCUCAAAGACAAAAGACCUUCAGCUUCACAUGAGAAUUCACACUGGAGAGAAACCCUUCACAUGUCUACAGUGUGGAAAGGCAUUCACACAAGAAAUAAAUCUUAAGCGUCACUUAAGAAUUCACACUGGAGAGAAGCCUUACAUGUGCUCUUUUUGUGGAAAGAGUUUUGUUGAAUCAGGAAACCUGAAAGUACAUGAGAGAGGGCAUACUGGAGAGAAGCCAUACCACUGCACUUCAUGUGGGAAGAGAUACAGCAAAUCACAAAGUCUUCAGGCUCAUUUGAAAAAACAUUUUCCAAAGUUGUCCUAGUGAGCAAAGUUCUUCAGGGUCAAUACUAUAUGUGCGGAACUACUAAUUUCACUGACGUUUAAAUGAAAACUUUGGAGUCGACUAGUCUAAAAAGACACCAACUAUUACAAAACCGUAAAAAUAAAAAAUUAAUUGUUUAUGCGACCAAUUUAAACAUCUUGAUCUAUUUUCAGCUGAAAAGGGGCAUUUAUCUGUGAUGUGUUCACCUUGCAUGAUCAUUGUACAUUAAAUAUAGAACAUGACAUGCAUUAUGAAUAAAUGUUAGCAAAUACAUUUAUUGAAAACAAUUCAAUGAAUAGUGCAGGACCAUUAGAGCAACACUAAUAGCCUGUUCUACAUAGAAAUCACCAAGUAAAAGCUUCUAAACUAAUUAAAACAGUAAGGACAUUGUUGAAAGUAAUUAACAGGUAAGCCAAAUCUACGAGAGAGGGAACAAAUGUGCUGUAAGAGUUUGUAUCUAAUAUGACAGCUAGCUGUUCAGAAAAGAGUGUUAACCAAUAACUUUAUGAUGCAAAAAAAAAGAAAAGAAUAGUUUUAGGAUAGAAAAAAAUAGGCCUGUGAUUUAGCCUACAAUAGACCUAAUGUAUUAUAAGCAUGACGUGCACACAAAAUAAAAGAUAAUUUAACCCGUCAAGCAGUCGGCACCUCAUUGAAAAAUUUCCAUAGCGACUUUCAAGCCAAUGUUUUGGAAAUCCACUUCUUGCA